CCAAUAUGUAAUUGCGUAAUUCAGAUGAACUAACCCUUUACAGUUUUGCUCAAUUGCUAAAACACUAAACCCCAUUGGCUGAACAAAGUUCUCAGUUGCCUGGACUCAUUUAGCUAAUUAUGCAGUCUGUUGUCAAUACCUUAAACCAUUUCACAUGGUAAAACACAAUAUGCAGAUCUCACUUAGACUUUUCAGCAAAACUCUAAACACAUUCUCAUUCUCAAAACACAUUCUGCACUCUAAUGCACAUGUCAUCCAUACUGGUAAACACAAGUGGCAACAAUCAAAUACAAAUAGAGAACACAUGUCAUUGAUUGAACACAACCAGUAAAAAUGUAUUUAACAAGUUUCAAAUGAUGCGACACAACCAAUAUAAGCCAGUUCAGAGAGCAAACAGGUUGUUGAAGGUGGGAAGGAGAAAGUCUGAGAAUGGAUAGAAGAAACAAUGUGAGAGGACGAGGACGAGUGAUUAUGCGAGGUGGGCGACGAGGAGGAGGGCGAGGAAGAGGAGGACGAAGAGGAAGACAAAGAGUGGAAAUAUCUGAUAAUUCGAGCAACAGUUAUAGACCAUGUUCUUGUCCAUGGACUGACAAUGAGGGAAGCAGGACUUAGACUGCAACCCAAUUUGAGCCGAUUUUCUGUGUCCACCAUAGUAAGGACAUUCAGAGAAGAGAACAGAAUUGCAAGGCUGCCACAUGCAGGUGGAAGGACAGCUAUAUUCACUCGGGAGCAAGAGGCCGUUAUAGUUGGCAUGGUCCUUCAAGAUAAUGCAAUACGACUCAGAGAAAUCCAGGAACGAGUGAUACAACACAACACACACUUCCAGGGAAUCGACAGUGUGAGAAUUUCCACAAUUGACCGUGUCCUCCAUCGUAACAGGAUGCGAAUGAAACAAAUAUACAGAGUACCUUUUGAGCGCAACUCACCAAGUGUGAAAGAACUGCGAGCUCAGUAUGUGCAAACAAUAUUUGACUUGGAAUCCUUGGACAGACCCCAUGAGUUCAUCUUUGUCGAUGAAGCAGGCUUCAAUCUAACAAAGAGGAGAAGGAGAGGCCGAAACAUGAUUGGACAGCGGGCCAUUGUUGAAGUCCCUGGUCAACGAGGUGACAAUGUCACAAUCUGUGCUGCUAUCAGCAACCAUGGUGUUCUACAUCACCAUGUUACACUCGGGCCAUAUAACACCGAGCACCUUCUAAGAUUUAUUGCCAAUCUAAGAGAUAUUUUAUUUGAGCAGCAGGUUCAAGAGCAGCAGGGUCAAGAGCUAAAUGAGAAUCCCAUUCCCACCUAUAUGAUGGUGUGGGACAAUGUCAGUUUCCACCGAGCUGCUCAGGUAAGGGAAUGGUUUAACAUCAAUGGGCAGUUUAUGAACUUGUACCUCCCUCCAUACUCGCCUUUCCUGAAUCCGAUUGAGGAGUUUUUCUCCUCUUGGAGAUGGAAAGUGUAUGAUAGACAACCCUACACCAGAGUAAAUCUGCUGCAAGCCAUGGAUUUAGCCUGUGGUGAUAUAGGUGAGGAAUCAUGUCAGGGCUGGAUACGGCACACAAGAGGCUUCUUCCCCCGUUGCCUCAGGAGGGACAAUAUUGCUUGUGAUGUCGACGAAGUGCUCUGGCCUGACCCAGCCCAAAGACAAGUAGAAGCACAUUGAUCACAUGUUUACUCCUUUGAUUUUUGUCCCUUUUAGUAUUGUAUACUGUAGUACAGUGCAUUGUAGGCUGUAUACUGUACAAUGGACAAAUUGUA
Messenger RNA from Salvelinus namaycush (lake trout), 1740 nucleotides. RefSeq lists its product as uncharacterized. The record is from RefSeq and is a predicted model, not a curated record. Lineage: Eukaryota; Metazoa; Chordata; Actinopteri; Salmoniformes; Salmonidae. Gene Ontology annotation, molecular function: nucleic acid binding. The transcript is spliced from 3 exons. Bases 593 to 1645 code for a protein of 350 amino acids.